Molecule: messenger RNA, 5491 nt
Organism: Rhinichthys klamathensis goyatoka
Lineage: Eukaryota; Metazoa; Chordata; Actinopteri; Cypriniformes; Leuciscidae
Gene: nsd2
Product: nuclear receptor binding SET domain protein 2
Exons: 23
Coding region: 261-4781 (1506 amino acids)
Biological process (GO): regulation of DNA-templated transcription
Cellular component (GO): nucleus; chromatin
Molecular function (GO): histone H3K36 methyltransferase activity; protein binding
Source: RefSeq, a predicted model, not a curated record
ACAUGGUGAGAAUUGCCCUCCUCAAUUCCUCGAGCAGUGAUCUGUGUGCAGCUUUGCCAUUUUUCGAAAUAAAAACAAAAACAGAUGAUCUCGGACUCUCAUGGCUUUAUCUUAAACUACGAACCUGCGAUGACGUUUGGAGUACGCCAGGGAUAAGUGAAGAUGUUCAACGGAAAGUCAGCCGCGAAGAGAGUGAUAUUUGAAAAGGCCGGUUGAAUUGUGCCGUCGAGUGUCAGCCAAUCGGAUGCCCCUGGUUAGUAAUGACAGACAGUAAGGGGAGAUCACUGCCUGCAAUGCCAGAGCCCGGGAGUCCUACCACCAUGAAACAGCCGUCUGAUUCACCUGGUGGAUGUAAGAGUCGGGGUGAUGGGAGCACUGACCCUACUAUGCUCAUGGAUAAAGCUGCUACCCAGAUGGUGGCGGCUACACCUCAAGAAAAUGUUCUGCAGAUAAUUGGCAGUCAUGGUCACAACCACACCCACGAGCGGCUAAAGGACCUGACUUCCCGCUUGUUAAAUGGCGAUCAAGACAAAAUUCCAAAGCUCUGUGCUGCCACAGCUCCACAGCCUCUUCUCAAAGGGGUGGAGCCUCUUCCUCAACACGCCAGCCCUCCGAGAAAGUCCAACGUUUCUCCUGAACUCACUUUCAAAAUAACCAAAUGCGUGGUAAAUCUAGGUGGGAAGACAAGCCGAUACGGAUCGGAUUAUGAAGGGGAAAGAGAAGAGGAGACCGAUGCACCUUUGAGACUAUCAGAAGGUGUUCUGUCCUCUCCAACUGGCAGGAGAGAAAGACGAAAGAAAAAGAGGGGGCUUGUGAGGAAGAGAACUCCACCAAAUCGGAGACGUCCGAUUUUAAACCCUACUGCGAAUUAUGUUCGAUCCCCUCUUCUGCAAACCACCAUAAAUUCGAAUGACCUCACCAUUGAACCAUGCAUUCUUCCCACUAAUGAGCAGACUGAUGGCGAGAUACCUACUAGUGUAAAUCCCACCCCUAUCCAGCAGCCUGUGUAUGCUUGUGAAGUGAGUGAUGUUGCACAGGGCGUGGAUGAUGUGAAAGUGAGUGGUACAGAGACACAACAGCAUGUGCAGUACUCAGUGGGAGAUGUUAUCUGGACCAAAGUGUCUGGAUACCCGUGGUGGCCAUGCAUGAUCACUACUGACCCAGAGUUCAACAUGCACUUUAAGUCGAAAGUGAAUAGCCGCACAGGAUUGUUGUACCAUGUGCAGUACUUCGGAGAUGCUCCAGAGAGAGGAUAUGUCUUUGAGACGAGCAUAGUCACCUUCUCAGGAAAACACCAGUACCAGUCACUUAGCCGCAGCAACAAACUACCCAUUGAUAUCAGUGGAAGGAAGCGGGCAGUUCCUCGUAAGUUCCGGGAACAGUGGGAGACAGGUGUGUCACAGGCAACCGAAGCAUUGGGUCAACUAAUAGAGGAGCGACUGGCCAAAUUCAGCUUUGUUUAUGAAAAGGGGAAAGCCCAGCUCAAUCCUCGCAUGCUACAAGAGCUUCAAGCACAACGCAGUCUGGGACCACAGCAAGACCAAGCUCAGAGGGAGUCUCAAGAGCUUGUCAGCCUCACUCCCCCCGACUCCACUCAUUCCAGCCCCAACUCCACAAUACCUACCACCAUCCCAGGCCUCUUUUCCCACCCCACAGACAGCAGCACUUCAUCAGGGAAAACCACCCUACCCAGAAAAGCACCUAAAACGUCAGUGAAGAAGGAUCGCUGCAGACAGCGUGGCACAACACUGAAGUAUAAGACGUCAAAAGCUUCCUCUGCAAAACAGAUCCCUCUGACUGAAUCUACUGUUCAGGAUUCCUGUAUUUCAUCAGAGACACCUGAACACCAGAGGAAAAGAAAUAUAAAUGCUGGGAAACGGACUUUCCGGAAAAAAGACCUGCUCUGUAUUGAUCUAGACCUUCAGCUAAAAGCUCCUCAGAAGAAACAGAGACAGAUCAGACAGAAGUUUCCUGCAGCACCAAAUUCAGUGAAGAAGAGGAAAAUAAAAGCAGGUGUCAGUAUCUCUGACACUUUAAAUGCAGUUUCCACUAAUCCUGGACUUUCAGAUAUAAAGGUAUCAGUACUAAGCCCAAAUCUUUUGGAGAAGGAUGGCUCUUCUAAAGGAAAGAAAAAAGGCUACAAACGUUUGCGAGAGUCAAAGAAGGAUGUAGCACUGCAGCCUAAAAUGAAAAUCAAGCUUGAAAAGGAGCUGAAAAAGCAGAAAGGCCAAAAGAAUGCACCAUCAGCUGAGGCCUCUGUCACUAAACCGAGGGGGAGGAGGCGGAAAUCCGACAGGGAUGAAGAAAGGAAACAAAUAAAAAAAGCCCCAACUGAGGAGGAGUCUCCUGCUAAAGUCAAACGUGUCAGGAAGCGGAAACAGGAUUUAGGGAGACAAUCGUUACCUGUCGCAUCCAAAAAGCGCCGCGGAUCAUCUUACCCUGAGCCAGAGAGUUUGCUGUGUGAGCAGAGACCCGAUUCUCCCAGUGACAGUACAGACGAAUCACAUCCCUCAAAAAAGACGGAACGCACUGCCGGUGCCAAAAAAGAGAGCGUGUGUCUGGUGUGUGAGCAGAGCGGGGAGGAUCUAGUGAUGUGUGAGGGACAGUGCUGUGGCUCAUAUCACCUGCCUUGUAUUGGACUAGAGCGAUCAGCAGAAAAGGUGCUCUGCACUGCCUGCAUCUCAGGUGUGCAUGUGUGUUUCACCUGUAAGAAGUCUGAAGGAGAGGUGCGGCGUUGCUGUGUUCUUCACUGUGGCCGCUUCUACCAUGAGGCCUGUGUACGGUUGAGCGCUCUGACCGUGUUUGAGAAUCGAGGCUUCCGCUGCCCUCUGCACACCUGCCUCAGCUGCCACUACAGUGGCCGUGGCACUGGCAAGGCCAUCAAAGGAAAGAUGAUGCGUUGUUUGCGCUGUCCCGUGGCCUAUCAUGUUGGAGACCUAUGUGUUGCUGCGGGCAGUGAGAUGCUGUCAUCUUCUGCCAUUGUGUGCACAAACCACUUCAGGGCUAAGAAAGGCUACAGUCACCACUCUCACGUCAAUGUCAGCUGGUGCUUUAUCUGCUCAAAGGGUGUGAAUUCCACUGUCAUUAUAAAGCGGUUUUAUUCCUUUUUUAAUGUAUGGCAUCUGAAGUUGAACAUGACGGCACUAUAUAAAUGGAUGCAUUUGUGUGUUGAAGGUGGCCGUCUGCUGUGCUGCGAGUCAUGUCCAGCUGCAUUUCACCCUGACUGUCUGAACAUCGCUAUGCCUGAUGGCAGCUGGUUCUGUAAUGAUUGUCGCUCAGGGAAGAAACCCAAAUACAGAGAUGUUAUCUGGGUCAAACUGGGGAACUACAGAUGGUGGCCUGCAGAGAUCCGUCACCCUAAGAACAUCCCAACAAACAUCCAGCACCUACGUCAUGAGAUUGGAGAGUUCCCCGUGUUCUUCUUUGGCUCCAAAGACUAUUUCUGGACACACCAGGGCAGAGUCUUUCCUUACAUGGAGGGGGACAGGGGAAGCAAAUACCAACAGACUGGCAUUGGGAAGGUCUUUAAGAAUGCCCUGCUGGAGGCUGAAACUCGCUUUAAGGAGAUUGAGAUGGAGAGGGAGGCCAAAGAGGCUCAAGAGAACAACAAGAAACCUCCUCCCUACAAAUACAUCAAGGUGAAUAAGCCUUGUGGACGAGUGCAGGUCUACACCGCAGACAUUUCUGAGAUCCCCAAGUGUAACUGUAAGCCAUCAGACGAGCGUCCCUGCAGCUUUGAAUCCGAGUGUCUGAACCGCAUGCUGUUGUACGAGUGCCAUCCUCAAGUGUGUCCUGCUGGAGAGCGCUGCCAAAACCAGGACUUCACCAAACGCCACUAUCCCGAGACCAAGAUCAUCCGCACCGCAGGCAAAGGCUGGGGCCUGCUGUCACUGCGAGACAUUAAGAAAGGGGAAUUUGUGAAUGAAUAUGUGGGUGAACUGAUAGACGAGGAGGAGUGCAGAGCCAGAAUCAAAUACGCUCAAGAGAAUGACAUCUCACAUUUCUAUAUGCUCACUAUUGACAAGGAUCGGAUUAUAGAUGCGGGACCCAAAGGGAACUACUCUCGCUUCAUGAACCACAGCUGCCAGCCCAACUGCGAGACUCAGAAAUGGACAGUUAAUGGAGACACUCGCGUGGGCCUGUUUGCCGUGUGUGACAUCGCUUCUGGCACUGAGCUGACAUUUAACUAUAACCUGGACUGUCUUGGGAAUGAAAAGACUGUGUGUCGCUGUGGAGCUCCUAACUGCAGUGGUUUUCUAGGUGACAGACCCAAGAACGGUCAUCCUUCUGAGCCCAAAAACAAGCAUCAGAAGAAAAAGCCCAAGCGGAGAAGGGCCCGGAACGAAGGCAAGAAGUCUGAGGACGAGUGUUUCCGCUGUGGCGAUGGAGGAGAGCUGGUUCUGUGUGACAAGAAGGGCUGCACUAAAGCCUAUCACCUUUCCUGCCUAGACCGCACCAAGAGACCAUUUGGUCGCUGGGACUGUCCCUGGCAUCACUGUGACGUGUGUGGAAAGAACUCCGAUGCUUUCUGCCAGUUAUGCCCUAACUCUUUUUGCAAGGCUCACCAGGAGGGGGCGCUGCGGUCUCACCCGCUCGUGGGCCAGCUCUGCUGCCAGGAACAUGAAGACUCCGAUACCCGCCCUCAGGCAGAGCCCCCACUGGAGCACAGCGCUGAAGUACCCUCAUCCACCAAACCACGCAAAUACAGGCGCAGAACAGAGGCCAAAACCAGCAGCAAAGCACCUCUCAAGAAGAGGUCCAGAAAGACCACUGACGUGUAGUGGGAUAUCGAACUAUGGAACCUGCCUUUCCUCCCACUAAUCCCGACGACCUCCUCAGCUCCUGCCCCAAAUGAUUCAGUGAUCUUGACGUCGUGUGACUGUUCUGCCAAGCUGAAAGCACUGUAUGUGUCUGAUCAGGGAAGCGUGUUAACACUGUAGAGCUCCUCAGAGCUACCGAAUCAGGUCUCCCUUCACUCACACUGCCUCCUCAUGUUCCACUCGUGUGUGUGUGUGCAUGCACUGCCAAAUAGACGACAGAGCCGACAGACUAAACACCUCAAAUAAACAGCAUUACGGACGCCAAACUUGAAACCUUUUUUACGCCGUUAUGAAUCUUGGCAUAGUUUUUUCUCUUUUUUUUUUUUAAAACAGUAGAUAUGUAUAUGGAAAUGUAUAUGAAAGACCAAAAUUAUAAUAAUACUGGAUUUAUUGUUAGUAACAGGUGCCAGAAGUUUUUGUUUUAACAAGUGGUAUCUUUAAAUAAGACACUAUGGGUAGCCCUUGAAUUACAUUUUUAGAGUCAGUUCAUAUAACUAUAGAGCAGCACAAUUUUUUGUUUAUUAUAUAUAGCUUGGUUCAUUUUUGUAGCUCAUUUUUGAGUUUGAGUAACCAGGACCUUAGGGUGUUAAAUCUACCUAUUCAGAGUUUUAAAACGGCGAAUCAUGACGGGCUUCUUGUGAUACUUACGAGAAAUAAAGCUGUUUCAAGCA